Molecule: messenger RNA, 270 nt
Organism: Knipowitschia caucasica
Lineage: Eukaryota; Metazoa; Chordata; Actinopteri; Gobiiformes; Gobiidae
Source: the annotation of a GenBank genome assembly
AUGGAGAAGAUCCAGCAGAGCAGCGAGGCCUGUCUGCGUGGGGACUUCCAGACGGCUGUGGAUUUGUACAGUGAAGCGCUUAGAGUCGACCCCCAGAACUGCAUCCUGUACAGUAACCGUUCGGCUGCACGUCUCAAACUGGGACAGCACCAGGCAGCGCUGGAGGACGCUCUAAAGGCAGGAGACAUCAACCCUAAAUGGCCAAAGUUGCCACUAGGGGGGAGUCUUGUCAAAGAGGAUGACCAGCAAAUGUCCUCUGAAGUGUUUUAG